ACAUUGCCAAUGCUCCAACGUGUUCGCCGUUACAUAGCUAACAAACAAAAAAAAAAAUCAAGGCCAUUUAGCGGACACAAAAUGUACUAGCCUACGGGAACAAUAGACGAAGCGCAAUAAUUGAGUUUGAAAUAUUAUCGAUGGUGGCGCUUCCACGGCUAGGGUCAUCACUAGUGUUCGGGUGAAUAUCUUAAUAACGAGACAGACCGGUUGUCAUAAUGGGUGGCUUCAGGACGAAAAACCUAGAGGAUGUGAAAACUGAAAAAUGUAAUCGUAUCGCUAAGCACAUUCAGGACAAAUGGAAAUUGGUUCCAGCUUUUCUCAAGGGCAAGGGCUUGGUCAAACAGCACAUCGAUUCAUUCAAUUAUUUUAUCAAUGUUGAGAUAAAAAAAAUUGUUAAAGCCAAUCAGAUUGUCCGUUGUGACAAUGACUUAUUAUUUUACAUCAAAUAUUUAAAUGUAUAUGUUAGUUCGCCCGAUAUCGAAGAAGGGGCAGAUAUGAGUCGACCAACUACACCGCACGAGUGUCGUCUAAGAGAUUUGACCUACUCAGCCCCAAUUAUUGUAGAUAUAGAGUAUCUAAGGGGACAGCAACCAAUCAUAAAGAAUAAUGUGGUUAUUGGAAGGAUGCCAAUAAUGCUGAGGAGUUCAAAUUGUGUAUUGACAGACAAAUCUCAUUUUGAACUAGCAAAGAUGAACGAAUGUCCACAUGAUCCUGGUGGUUAUUUUGUAGUCAAUGGCCAGGAGAAGGUGAUAAUUAUUCAAGAGCAAAUGCUAAAGAACAGAAUUAUUUUAGAGCAAGACAAUAAAGGCUGUGUUGUAGCUUCCUGUAACAGUUCAACCCACGAGAGAAAAACAAAGACAAAUGUUGUUGGCAAGGGUGGAAAAUAUUAUAUGAGGCACAAUAUAUUUCAAGAUGAUAUAUCAGUGGCUGUGAUUUUCAAAGCAAUGGGCAUAGUUUCUGAUCAAGAGAUAAUGCAGCUGAUUGGCACUGAAGAGGAAUAUAUGAAGAAAUUGGGGUCGAGUCUAGAAGAAUGUCACACACUUGAAAUAUUUACUCAACAUCAAGCCUUGAAAUAUCUGAGCAAUAAACGAAAGCAGAAGAGAUACUUUUCAUCGUCAGUUAAAUGCAAUGUGGCUGACGAAAUGAAGGAUUUACUGGCUCAGAAUAUAUUGUCACAUGUGCCAGUGAUGGAUUUCAAUUUCAAAAUGAAAGCAACGUAUUUGGCUUUGAUGAUACGGCGUGUAAUGAGGGCACAGUAUGAUGGAAAUUUAGUUGACGAUCGUGAUUAUUAUGGCAAUAAAAGAUUGGAAUUGGCUGGCUCACUUUUAGCUCUCAUGUUUGAGGAUGCAUUCAAAAGAUACAAUUUUGAACUUAAACAAAUUGCUGAUAAGAAUAUACCAAAAACAAAAGCUGCCCAAUUUGACGUUGUUAAACACAUGACAAAAGACACAAUAACGAGGGGCCUUACAUUUGCAAUAUCCUCUGGCAAUUGGACGAUUAAGAGAUUUAAAAUGGAACGCCAUGGGGUGACCCAGGUAUUGUCAAGGCUAUCCUAUAUAUCUGCACUGGGUAUGAUGACCAGAGUUAAUUCGCAAUUUGAAAAGACACGGAAAGUCUCUGGUCCAAGAUCCCUCCAACCCUCCCAAUGGGGUAUGCUGUGUCCCAGUGAUACACCUGAGGGAGAGGGCUGUGGUCUUGUUAAAAAUCUGGCUCUUAUGACUCACAUAACAACAGAAGUCGAACAGGAGCCAAUCGUAAGAUUGUGCUUCAAUUUGGGAGUUGAAAAUGUCAAUAUAUUGGGCGGUGAAGAAAUCAAUCACAAAGAUGUGUAUAUGGUAUUUUUGAAUGGCAACAUUUUAGGUGUGAUCAACAAUUAUAAAAGACUGCUCACUGUAUUUAGAAUGUUAAGGAGAAGAGGUUUGAUCAAUGGUUUUGUAUCAAUAUAUACACAACAUCAACACAAAUCAAUUCAAAUAAGUUCUGACGGUGGGCGAUUAUGUCGACCUUAUAUAAUUGUUAAAAAUUGUCAGCCUCUAAUACAAGAUGAACACAUGAAAAUUCUACAUCAAGGUAUAAAAUCCUUCGAGGACUUAAUUCAGGAAGGUUUAAUUGAAUAUCUUGAUGUAAAUGAAGAGAACGACAGUUUUAUUGCAUUUAAUGAGUCACACGUUAAUCACAAAACAACCCAUUUAGAAAUAGAGCCAUUCACCUUGCUUGGAGUGUGCGCCGGUCUUGUUCCAUAUCCACAUCACAAUCAGAGCCCGAGAAAUACUUAUCAGUGUGCUAUGGGUAAGCAGGCUAUGGGGACUAUUGGGUAUAAUCAGCGAAAUCGUAUUGAUACCCUUAUGUAUAAUUUGGUUUAUCCACAAGCACCUAUGGUCAAGUCUCGAACAAUUGAGCUAAUUAAUUUUGAUAAACUUCCUGCUGGACAGAAUGCCAUUGUUGCUGUAAUGUCUUACAGUGGUUAUGAUAUUGAAGAUGCAUUGAUAUUAAAUAAAGCAUCCAUUGAUCGAGGCUAUGGUAGAUGUCUUGUUUACAGAAAUGCCAAGACUACUUUGAAAAAAUAUGCCAAUCAGACAUUUGAUAAAAUUAUGGGUCCUCUCAUCGAUGCUAAUAAUAAAAAACCCAUUUACAAACACGAUAUUCUUGAUUCUGAUGGAAUUGCCAUGCCUGGUGAAAUGGUGGAAAAUAGAAAAGUUAUGGUGAACAAGUCAUCACCAACUAUUACCCAUCAAAAUCCAGUUAAUCAAGUUGUUGGUCAAGGAUCAGUUGAGUAUCGAGAAGUGCCUGUUGUCUACAAAGGACCUGUACCAUCGUAUAUUGAAAAAGUUAUGAUAUCGUCAAAUUACGCUGAUGAUUCUUUUCUCAUAAAGUUAUUAUUACGACAAACACGCCGACCGGAAAUAGGUGAUAAAUUCAGUAGUCGUCAUGGACAAAAAGGUGUAACUGGUCUUAUUGUUGAACAAGAAGACAUGCCAUUCAAUGAUUCGGGUAUUUGCCCUGACAUGAUUAUGAAUCCCCACGGCUUCCCUUCAAGAAUGACUGUUGGAAAAUUAAUCGAGCUUUUGGCUGGAAAAGCUGGCCUGAUGAAAGGACAAUUUCAUUAUGGUACAGCAUUUGGAGGCUCCAAAGUCAGUGAUGUUUGUGAAGACUUAGUUCGACAUGGCUACAAUUAUCUUGGUAAAGAUAUUUUUUACUCUGGAAUCACUGGUGAACCGCUCCAAGCUUAUAUCUACUCAGGACCUGUCUAUUAUCAAAAGCUCAAGCAUAUGGUUCAAGAUAAAAUGCAUGCCCGAUCUAGAGGCCCAAGAGCUGUAUUAACACGUCAGCCUACUGAAGGAAGAUCUAAGGAAGGUGGCCUUCGUCUCGGGGAAAUGGAAAGAGAUUGUCUCAUUGGUUAUGGCGCUAGUAUGAUGCUUGUUGAACGAUUAAUGAUAUCGAGUGAUGCCUUUGAUGUUGAUGUUUGCAAUAAAUGUGGAUUGAUGGCAUACAGUGGUUGGUGCCACAGUUGUCGAUCGAGUGGUUGUGUCUCGACUAUAACAAUGCCUUAUGCAUGUAAAUUAUUGUUUCAAGAAUUACAAUCCAUGAACAUUGUCCCUCGAUUGACAUUGAAAAAUUAUUGUGAUUAAAUAUUAUAUUUUUUUCAAUUAUCA
This is a messenger RNA of Diachasmimorpha longicaudata, 3656 nucleotides long. RefSeq names its product DNA-directed RNA polymerase III subunit RPC2 (gene RpIII128). The transcript has 6 exons. The record is from RefSeq and is a predicted model, not a curated record. Gene Ontology annotation, biological process: DNA-templated transcription. Lineage: Eukaryota; Metazoa; Arthropoda; Insecta; Hymenoptera; Braconidae. Gene Ontology annotation, molecular function: ribonucleoside binding; DNA binding. The coding region runs from base 219 to 3632 and encodes 1137 amino acids. Gene Ontology annotation, cellular component: RNA polymerase III complex.